AUGUUAGAACCAUUCGAAUAUUUGUACGUCAGUUCCAUCAAACCAAGUCCUCUGCUUCAUCCCGGCCGUCAGGACCAAGUCCUCUCCCUCAUCCCGGCCCUCAGGACCAAGUCCUCUCCCUCAUCCCGGCCGUCAGGACCAAAUCCUCUCCCUCACCCCGGCCGUCAGGACCAAGUCAUCUCCCUCACCCCGGCCGUCAGGACCAAGUCCUCUCCUUCAUCCCGGCCGUCAGGACCAAGUCCCCUCCCUCAUCCCGGCCGUCAGAACCAAAUCCUCUCCCUCACCCCGGCCGUCAGGACCAAGUCCUCUCCCUCACACCGGCCGUCAGGACCAAGUCCCCUCCCUCAUCCCGGCUGUCAGGACCAAGUCCUCUCCCUCAUCCCGGCCCUCAGGACCAAGUCCUCUCCCUCAUCCCAGCCGUCAGGACCAAGUCCUCUCCUUCAUCCCGGCCGUCAGGACCAAGUCCUCUCCCUCACCCCGGCCAUCAGGACCAAGUCCCCUCCCUCAUCCCGGCCCUCAGGACCAAGUCCUCUCCCUCAUCCCGGCCAUCAGGAGGACCAAGUGGCUUUGUCCAUCUGUGGAUCCCAAAUCUGUUGGAUAAACAGGUAA
This is a messenger RNA of Hyalella azteca, 609 nucleotides long. Its product is annotated as vegetative cell wall protein gp1-like. The record is from RefSeq and is a predicted model, not a curated record. The transcript has a single exon. Bases 1 to 609 code for a protein of 202 amino acids. Lineage: Eukaryota; Metazoa; Arthropoda; Malacostraca; Amphipoda; Hyalellidae.